This is a messenger RNA of Pieris rapae (cabbage white), 2543 nucleotides long. RefSeq lists its product as uncharacterized. The transcript is spliced from 16 exons. Gene Ontology annotation, cellular component: cytoplasm. Bases 215 to 1960 code for a protein of 581 amino acids. Lineage: Eukaryota; Metazoa; Arthropoda; Insecta; Lepidoptera; Pieridae. Gene Ontology annotation, molecular function: ubiquitin protein ligase activity; ubiquitin conjugating enzyme binding. Gene Ontology annotation, biological process: proteasome-mediated ubiquitin-dependent protein catabolic process; multicellular organism development. The record is from RefSeq and is a predicted model, not a curated record.
ACUAAGUACUACCUAGUACCUACUUCAUGAUUCUAACAAGUAACAGCGGCUUUUCACAAUUUUCUCUAUUAAGUUCUAAGUUAAAGAUUGUUGUUCUAGACUCUAGUGUGUUUUUGUUAUUGAUUUGUUAUUAACCUACCUUUAAGAACUGCUUGCAUCAAGUUACAUUUCCAGGCUAUUUUCGUUAUAUUUCCUGAUACCAACUUAGUACACAAUGAGCCAAAAAGAAAGAAUAAAGAAAGCUUUGGGAAUCUCUGUAUAUCCAUGGAGUUCUGAUGAGGAGUCAAAUUCUGAUGAACCGGCUGCACAAGCAACUGUGCAAAGUGUUGAACAGGCGGUAACUACAGAUCAAGCUGGCACUGGUGCUGUUUCACCAAAUGAAAAUCCAAUUAGUGCAGCUUCGGCAGAUGCAAGGACAGAUCCAGAAAACCUCAGAAGGUUAAGAAAUAUAUAUUGGAAGAUGCUUAAUCUACCAAGUCAUAUGUUAGGUUCUCAGCAAAUAAACAGACGUGAUCUGGCCGAGAUGCGACGUUUAGGCCCCAACACUCCGAUAUCAAGUAUAGAGCGCGUGAUCGCUAUCAACAGAGUGUCCGAUUGGAACAGAUUGAGAAGAGGCCUCGCUUCAAAUUCUAAUCAUGCGGAAGAAGAAGAAUCAUCAUCUGAUGAGACGCCUCAAGACAAUACGACGGCUCCGUCAACUUCUAGAAUGACCCGAAGAGGGGCAAGGCGCGUUAUGCUCGCUGGAACGAGUCAACAAGCCACGUCAAUGGAACGCGAUCGGCCGGAGCGGCCGGCAUCUGCUCCCGGAGAAGGCUAUCAAAAUCAAAGCAGCACUUUGGAAGCUAAUGAAAAUGAAGCAGCACCGGCGGAAGGGCAAGCCGCGGCUCCUUCUCCACAAUCGGAAGAAGUUCAAUCGGAUAAUGAAGAAGAGAGUGAUGACGGUCAAAGGAGAUCUCCGGACCCCAACCCGGAGCCGGUGGGGGCGGGGACGGGGGCCGAGCCAUCAGCCAACGCGGGAGCCGCUGAAACUGUUGAAAACGAAUCGCGUCAGGCAAACGACGAGGAAAACGAAGAUAAUAAUGCUAGUAAUAACUCUGAUGAUGAGCAACGUCGCCGACGCAAAAGGAGGAGGAUAGUGACCCACGAGACCGCCAUUGCUUUGAAGAAAUUUAAUGAGAAGUUUCUGCGCGUACUGGAAUGUCCGGUGUGCCUGGAGUGCAUGGCGCCACCGCUGAGGCAGUGCGGCCGCGGACACUUACUGUGCUCGCGUUGUUGCUCCCGUCUCAACUCCUGCCCCCUGUGUCGCACGGGACUGUCGUCGGUGCGCAACCGGGCGAUGGAGGCCGUGGCCGAGCUCUUGAAGUAUCCGUGUCGCCACGGAUGCGGACAGGAGAGGCGCUUGAAGCAUCGCGAGGCCCACGAGGCGAAUUGCUCCUCGCGGAUCUACAAGUGCCCCGCCGCCUCGUGCACCGAAGGCUCCUCUAUGACUCUCGGGGAUUUGCCGAGGCAUCUGCAGAUGCGUCACCCCGCCAUGGUGAAACGGAGCCCCCGGCACACGAUGAGGGUCCCCAUGAACCAGGAACACAGGGAGAACAUGGUGCUCAUGGUGGGGCCGGAGCUGUUCCACCUCAGGCUGGACGUGGAGCAACGGCGGGGCCUCCACGUACACGUCGCGUACUUGGGGCCGGUCACCCGCGCGAAAUACUUCGCUUACGAGGUGUCGGUGGACGGAGACGAGAUGCGUAAACUGGUGUACACCCGCGUGACGCACAGCGACCUCGAGUGCUCCUCGGUGAUCUUGCGCCGCGUGGAUUGCUUCCACCUUCCCUUGGCCCAAGCCCCGAACUAUUUGCGCUCUCAGCCCGGGAACAGCGAAGCGAACGCGGGACAUUUGGAGCUCACCGUUCAGAUAUUGGUGAACGAGCAGAGGAGUACGAAUCUCAACGAGCCGGGUUCCUGAUUGGAGGGGAUCGUGUACGUCAGCGAAGGACGUAUUGUACGUUACGAGACGUGCCCCAUAGUAGACUAAAUUAUCUGGACGUUUUAACUUGUGCUACGCGUGGCCAAAUGCGGAAACGAGUAGGUAAAUUGAAUACUAAAGAAAUCACCAUUGUUCUAUCGGACAUCGGCUUAAGGCCGUCCUGGUGGUGAGCGGCAGACGAGACGGUCUCGGCGGAAUGUGUAGUAGUCAUUUAAGUUACGAAAGUGAUCUCGUAAAAGAGACUUUAUUCUUAGGAUUUUAAGGGACGUACUAAUCUGACUCAAACGUGGUAUAAACAACGGCCGAUUCAUAGAAAGGGGAACGUUCAAGUAUUACGUAACGAAUUGGGGGGUAAAGCGUUGCGAUGCGGAGAUUGAAUUAUGCGUUAUUUUUAGUAUUAUUUUCGACUUUUCGAUACUUUGCACCACAUAAAUGCCGACUUUUAGUUUAACGAGUCAAUGAGUCACAGAAAACGGGGCGUUACAUGAUUACAUUAACACAAAAUAGUAUAUUUCAUUACAAGUGCGGAAAGCCUGUCAUUGCAACGAGUUCCGACGACGAA